Molecule: messenger RNA, 1583 nt
Organism: Medioppia subpectinata
Lineage: Eukaryota; Metazoa; Arthropoda; Arachnida; Sarcoptiformes; Oppiidae
Source: the annotation of a GenBank genome assembly
ACAUGUCACACCAUAUGGACGGCCAGUUUGAUGACGCGGACGAUAACUCAGUGAAUGGUAUAACUGAUCCCAUAUCGCAGCUGAAGAUUAAUGGUGUUAAUGAUGACGAAUGGGAGGCCGAAGAAAGCGAUGAUUUGGAUGAAAGUGAAUACAUAGAGGAAGGCGUGGGAAUGGAUAUGAGAGGCGAUUAUUGCGGCAAUAAGUUUGAGACAAAUACCAAACGAUUGUCGAAAUACGAGAAUCGCAUAAAUUGUGACAAAUAUUGGAUUCCUUUGAAAACAUUGAAUAUAUUGAACGAAACGGACCGUCGAUUGGAUGGCGAGAGGAAACGAGUUAAAGACAAAUCUGAUCGUUCGACUCAAGAACAGGUCUUGGAUCCGAAGACACGGAUUAUUUUGUUUAAAUUGAUUAAUCGCCACCUCAUUGAACAAAUCAAUGGUGUGAUCAGUACCGGCAAAGAGGCCAAUGUAUAUCACGCCACGAGUCGCGACGGCGUCGACAAAGCCGUCAAAAUAUAUAAGACAUCUAUUCUUACGUUCAAAGACAGAGACAAAUACGUGAGCGGAGAGUUCCGCUUCCGAUACGGCUAUUGUCGACACAAUCCCCGAAAAAUGGUCAGAACUUGGGCUGAGAAGGAGAUGCGAAAUCUCUCGCGUAUAUACCAGUCGGGCAUCAAUUGUCCGCAGCCUUACUGUCUUCGCGCUCACGUUCUUGUGAUGGACUUUAUCGGCACUAAUGGACUGCCGGCUCCACUUCUCAAAGACGUGGACUUAAGCGAAUCAAAGGCCAGACAAUUGUAUUACGAAUGCAUUGUUAUAAUGAGACGGAUGUUCAAUGAGUGCCGUUUAGUUCACGCGGACUUAAGUGAAUUCAAUCUACUGUACAACGAGUCGAUGCUAUAUGUGAUCGAUGUCUCCCAGUCUGUGGAAUCAGACCAUCCGAUGGCUUUGGACUUUCUCCGGAAGGACUGCACGAAUGUUAACGAAUUCUUUCGCAAAAAAUCCGUCCCAACGAUGACUACGAGAGAGUUGUUUGACUUCAUUACUGAUCCCAAUAUUAACAGUGAAAAUAUUGACACAUAUUUGGAAAAGUGUCAACAAAUAGCCGCCAAUAGAACUGAUACAGAAUCAGAAGAACAGCACAAAGUGGACGAAGAAGUGUUUAAAAAGGUAUAUAUUCCGCAACGACUGCAAGAAGUGGCCAAUUAUGAGAAGGAUGUCUCCAAAGAGGACAAGAAAGAGGUAUUUUACAAAACGAUAACAGGUUUGAGGGAUGACCUGAAGGGACCGACUCUUAUCCCUUCAAUACUUGAUAAUAAAAAUGAAGAAUCAGACGACAGUUCAGACGACGAUAAGAGCUCUCAAUCGCAAGAAUCAAAUGAAAACAAAGGUUAUGUUCAUUCGUCGCGACCUAAAGAUGAGACCACAGAAGAGAAAAAGUUAAGAAAAAACGCUUUAAAAGAAGAGAAGAGAGAAAAACGUAAGAAUAAAUUACCAAAACAUGUGAAGAAACGAAAGGAAAGAUUGGGCAAAAAAUCCACAUAAAAAUUAAAUAUUUUUAUUAAUAAAAUUUUAUUCAGAAAA